Messenger RNA from Cyclospora cayetanensis, 972 nucleotides. RefSeq lists its product as uncharacterized. The coding region runs from base 1 to 972 and encodes 323 amino acids. The transcript is spliced from 3 exons. NCBI's taxonomy places the organism in Eukaryota, Apicomplexa, Conoidasida, Eucoccidiorida, Eimeriidae. The record is from RefSeq and is a predicted model, not a curated record.
AUGCCAGAGGGAAGCCCUGAGUCUUCGAGGGAUAGUCAAAGCCUCAGAAGUAAGGGAAGAGCAGCAGCACACCCUGUGGCUGCUGCUGCUGCGCGCUCUCUCUACGCGGUGCGUGUGACUUCCCGGAGACCUCCUGCGCUUGCUGAUUUGGUAGCUGUCUCGCUUGGCUCUCAGCGCGAGAAGCUCGCAGAAAGGGCAAAAACUGCUUUAGGCGCUGCUGCUUUCACGCGUAGUGUUUCUAUUGGCAUGCAAGAUCAGCGCCGCACAGCAGAGGACGACGCUCAAGCGAGUUCGCAUGAGGGUGCAGCUUUCAUGCCUGUGGAGGAGCAGGUUCAAGGACCAGCCCCUGUAUUUGCGUCGGGGAAUGCGGACUUGGAGCGGCGGCUGUUGCAGACUUUUUCAGCGCUAAGCCUUCCAAGUUUUGCUCCCUCCACCACAGGCCCCCCAGCAGCGGCACCAACCGUUGCCGCUCGCGCCUCUGAAGCCCCAACUUCUGUUGCUGAGGGGCGUGAGGAGCUGCCGCAGGCUAGACAGGAACGUGCAGGAGAACCCGCUGCUGCAUGCUCGUCACCAACACGGCAGCACGUGGAAGAUGAGGGUACACACGGAGAGAGGGCGCAGCCAUCUCCUGGGGCGUGGAGUGAAGCAACAGACAGCACCGGGUGUACAGACACCCCAGACUUGGUGCGGCCGCCGGCUUUCGGCUCGUGGGUACAUUACUCUCUCACAGAUGUGCCUGAGGAGGCGAUGACGGCCAGAGGCAUGCAGAGAGCCUGCAAUUUGCUGCUGCUGCAGCGCAGGCAUGCACCAGAAGCAGCACCAAGCAGGAGCAGCGUCGGAAAUAACAGCAGCGCUGCGAGCAACACCGGCUCAGCUGCAGGACCCCCAUGCGUAAGCACUUCCUUCACCCCCGGGGAAAGCGAAGAAGCAGACGACCCCCGAGUCUGUGUAGGCCCCCGGCGCAGAGGCUAA